This is a messenger RNA of Heterocephalus glaber (naked mole-rat), 3463 nucleotides long. RefSeq names its product serine/arginine repetitive matrix 3 (gene Srrm3). Lineage: Eukaryota; Metazoa; Chordata; Mammalia; Rodentia; Bathyergidae. Gene Ontology annotation, molecular function: mRNA binding. The record is from RefSeq and is a predicted model, not a curated record.
UGGUGGUGAGCUGUCCAGCAUUUCAGCAAUCGGCGGUGGCGCCCGCGGGGAGACGGAGGGCGCGGGGCCGCGGGGGCAGCAGAGCUGCCCGGCCGCGCUGAGCCAAGGAGGCGGCCCGGCCAAGGCGGGCCAGAGGGCCUGGCUCCAGCGCCCAGCAGAGCGCGGCGGUCAGCAAGGAGGGCCAGCGGCUGGGGCCAUUGCCAUGUCCUCCAACGUGAACAACGGGGCUGCCAGCAUGCCGUCCCCGCCCAUCGCCGCCAACGGCUUCCCGCAGCCCGGCGCCUCGUCUGGGGCCUGGCCACGGGCGGAGGAGGAGCUGCGCGCCGCAGAGCCGGGCCUGGUCAAGCGCGCGCACCGCGAGAUCCUGGACCACGAGCGCAAGCGGCGCGUGGAGCUCAAGUGCAUGGAGCUGCAGGAGAUGAUGGAGGAGCAGGGGUACUCAGAGGAGGAGAUUCAGCAGAAGGUUGGGACCUUCCGGCAGAUGCUGAUGGAGAAGGAGGGGGUGCUGACCAGGGAGGACAGGCCUGGCACCCACGUCGUGGCGGAGACCCCGCGGCCGACCGAGGGCGCCGAGCCGGGCCUGGAGUACGCCUUUGACGACGACGACGACGACGGCCCGGUGGACUGUGACUGCCCGGCCGCCUGCUACCGCGGGCACCGGGAAUACAGGACCAAGCACUGGUCCAGCAGCUCGGCGUCGCCCCCUCCCAAGAAGAAGAAGAAAAAGAAAGGCGGCCACCGGAGAAGCCGCAAAAAGAGGAGACUAGAGUCAGAGUGCAGCUGUGGGAGCGCCUCACCUCUGCGCAAGAAGAAAAAGAGCAUGAAGAAGCACCGCCGAAACAGGUCCAAUUCUGGGUCCCGGAGGAAGAGACGGCACAGAUCUCGAAGCCCCAAGAGCAAAAGAAAAGAGAAGAACAAAGAGAGGAAGAGGCCUCACACAGAGUCCCCAGGCCAGAGGUCCCACCGGCACAGCAGCGGCAGUUCCCACAGCCCCUCGCUGUCCUCCCACUACAGUGACUCCGGAUCACCCAGCAGGCUGAGCCCCAAGCGCCGAGACGAUGGGCGGAAGACGGGCAGCCAGCGGUCCAGCGGGAGCCGGUCGCCUUCCCCGUCGGGCGGCAGCGGAUGGGGGUCUCCCCAGCAGAACGGCGGCAGCAGGCAGUGGAGCGGAGCGCACAGGGGCCGCCCGGGCCUGGCGCACAGCCCGCCCGAUAAGCCCAGCUCGCCCUCGCCCAGGGCCCGCGACAAGGCAGCGGCCGCUGCACCCACGCCGCCCACGCGGGGCAAGGACAGCCCGAGUCCGCGCUCGGCGCCCUCGUCUCAGGGCCGCGGAGGUCGCACGGCGGGCGGGGCGGCCAGGCGGCGGCGGCGGCGGCGGCGAAGGCGGCGAUCUCGGUCCUCGGCUUCCGCUCCCCGCCGCAGGGGUCGCCAGCGCGCCCGGCCCGCGCCUCCCCGGGACUCUUCCCGCUCGCUCAGCCGCGCGCGCUCCAGCAGCGACUCCGGCGGAGGCGCCCCGGGCCCCGGGCCCGAGCCGGGCUCCGAGCGAGGCCACUGCGGACACGGCAAACGGACGAAAGAGCGGCCCCCGCGCGCACGCCCGGCCAGCACCUCGCCGUCCCCGGGUCCGCACGGCAGGCACGGCGGUCCGGAGGGUAAGAGCUCGUCGCGCAGUCCUGGUCCCCACCCCCGGUCCUGGAGUUCCAGCCGAUCGCCUUCUAAAUCCCGCUCGCGGUCCCCAGAGAAGAGGGCCCGCAGCCCCAGCCACUCACCAUCGCCCAAGAAACCCCUCGGCCGGGACAAAGACAGCGAGGGCCGCGCCAGGCACGCCGAAGCCGAGGCAGCCCGCACCCGGCGCCGCUCCCGUAGCUACUCCCCCAUCCGCAAACGGCGCCGCGACUCGCCCAGCUUCAUGGAGCCGCGGCGCAUCACUAGGUCCAGACUGCUGAGUGGCCUGUGGCCAGCCUGGGGGCCAGGUGGACCCCUAUACACAGGCUGCUGGGGAGAUGAGCAUUGCCCGAAAGCGUCCCAUCCCUUACUACCGACCCAGCCCCUCCUCUUCCUCCAGCUGCCUAAGCAGUGACUACUCAAGCCGGAGCCCCAGCCGCAGCCCCAGCCCGGGGCACAGCCACGGAAGCUACAGCAGUCGCAGUCGAGGGACCCGAAGCCACACACGCAGCCCCUCCCGGAGCCCCAGUCCAAGCUACCACAGCCGAAGCAGCUCUGAAAGUGGGGGCUUCUGAGCCCAGCUGGACCUUGGGGCCACCUGGCACAGGAAGAGGCCAGGCCUUGGGACUGGAGAGGAGGGCCCUGCACCCUCUACAAAGAUGCCUGGGGCCAGCACGUGGGCAGAUGGGACGGGGAAGACUUUGAGGGUGGGCACCCUGCCCUCAGGGAGGAGCCAGAUCGAACUGCUCCUAACAGGUGCCCCCUCCCCAGCCCCACCUUGCGCCCACCUUUGUGUCCAGGGAACAAAGAGCCGUUGCGAACACUGGGAGCUCCCUGCCCCCACUUCCUGCUUGACGCCUGCUCACCCUGCUGGGCACUGCUGCCAGUCAGUGGUACAAGAGUCCUCAGUGUACUGUGACCCUUGGCCUCCACUCAGUGCACCCAGGCACACCUCAGAAGGUGCCAGGCCUGGGAGCCUCCCCUCUCCUCCUCACCCUCACUGGGCAGACGAGGAGGUGGUACAGCAAGCUGCAUCAGACCCAGAUGGACAGAAGAAUGUCCCAACCGUGGAUGCACCACCAGCCAGAUUGGGGAGCUGCUCCUCUGAGCUGGCUAUAGGACCCCCAUGUCCCUCCCUGCCCCAAUCUGGGCUCCCCAAAGCCCAGGCCAAAAGGCCCAGGGAGCUCGCUCUUGAGCCCAUUUCUCCAGCCCUCAUGCCACGCCCUGGGCCAAGGCUGUUGCAGCCAGGCCUGCAGCAGGACAGAAGGACAGGGGGACUGACCUCAUGUGCAUCUGACCCUGAGGUCCAAGGGGUUCAGGUCUGGAGGUGAGAGAGUACACGGGCCAAAACGGGAGUCGACGACCUGCAGGGCACUGGGAGGGCUGGGAGGCACGCAGUGGUCCUCAGCCCCACCAAGAGGAGGACGUCGGCACAGGGUCACCGGCACAGGACAGCAUGCCGUGUGCUUCAGGGCCUGCCCGGCAGAGUGCCUGGUCCCCGGCAUGGUGGGAUGUGGCCGGCCCAGGCUCCCAGAGCAGGGGUGCUGCCGCCCUUCGCAGGGGCUGGCCAUCAACCCCACCUCUUCUUUGGCUCCCAGCCCCCGACUCCUGGGGCCCUCAGGGAUCUCACAAAGUCUUCCUUGCCCAAUGGGGCAGAUGCCUGGGCCCUGGUGUGGGGAGGGAUCUGGGAUCUGGUCCAGGUUCCCCUUCUCUCUUUCCCCUGCCCCUUUCUCCGCGGUGCGGACCUAAAAUGGACUGUAAUAAUAAACACUCAGUGCCCGGAUGGCAGGUGGUGAGA